Messenger RNA from Lobosporangium transversale, 582 nucleotides. RefSeq lists its product as hypothetical. The coding region runs from base 147 to 494 and encodes 115 amino acids. The transcript has a single exon. The record is from RefSeq and is a predicted model, not a curated record. NCBI's taxonomy places the organism in Eukaryota, Fungi, Mortierellomycota, Mortierellomycetes, Mortierellales, Mortierellaceae.
AGCAGUUUGAGAUUUGGCGAAUACGAGCCGUGCCGCAAUUGUUGAUUUAGCCACACCCUCAUCGUCACAUUUACUGCAAUUACAAAAAAAAUAUAGUAUAAACAUGGCAUUGACAGGUUGUAGAUGGUUUCUCUUCUGCGUAAUGGAUGUGUGCUGUGCUUUUGACUCAUUUUAAUGUCAUCAUUUUUAUUUGGGGUGCCGCCUUUAUUUUUUCCCCUCAUCAUCUGUUCGUGUUUUUUUUUGUUUGUUUGUCCGUUAGUUGGUUGUUGUUUUGCUCACUUAACUUUACUUGCUCACCUCUCCCCUCUCACUUUUACUCUCACUCUCACACCUCUCACUCAUUCACCCUCACUCUUACUCUCACCCUCACUCUCACCCUCACUCUCACUCUUACUCUCCCGCCAUCUUACAUCCCUCAUCUUUUUUACCUUCAUCACCCUUCGCCAACUCUCCCACUUCCUCCAGGAACGAUACACACAGUACUUAUGGCCUGACCCUCUUCCCUUCCAAUUCCUUUCGCCUUUGCCUUAAGACUCACAUUCCAUACACGAAACGACCCCAUUUUGCUUGUUGAGUUGCAAU